Messenger RNA from Rotaria sp. Silwood2, 441 nucleotides. The record is from the annotation of a GenBank genome assembly. NCBI's taxonomy places the organism in Eukaryota, Metazoa, Rotifera, Eurotatoria, Philodinida, Philodinidae.
AUGCAAAAAAUUAAUAAAGAUUUACUAAAACCAACAACAUUGAUACCUGAUGCUGCUGAUGCAAUUAAAAAUAGUUUUACAAAUAUAUUCGCUUCUUCCUAUAAUCAAAUAAUGUGUUGGACACAUACGAAAAGAAAAGUUGACAAUCGUGGAUAUUUUAUAAAUUAUUUUCAUAAUGAAUGGCUCAAAACAAAUGAUGGUUGGUAUGAAGGUAUACAAGUUUAUUCACCGAGCACAAAUAAUGCUUUAGAAGUAACCAUCAGAACAAUUAAAGAUGAUGGAACAUUCAGAGAACGUCAUGUUUUAUCAAGAUUUUUGACAAUAGCUUCAAAUAUUGUCAAUAAUUGGUCCAUUGAACGAGAUAUCACAUCAAUCAAUGAAAACAUAUUUGCUACUGAACCAACAACAUCUUUAGAAUUAUGGACUUUAUCUUAUCAAUGA